GGCGAAUCUUCACACAACUGAUCUAAACGUCAAGUUGAAACUUCUAAAUCAAAAUGGCGGCUUUGAAGACCCUGCUGAUCCUCGUCGUGUUGGCCGUUGUCAUGGCUACGGCUAUUGCUGUUCGCGUCGGGCCCUGUGACCAAGUGUGCGACCGUAUACCGGCUGAGAGGGACGAAUGCUGCCGUGCCCAUGGUUACAACAGCGCUAGCUGUUCCGGGGGCAGGAUGGACUGUUUCUAGGCGAUGGGUUGGACGCAUACUAAGGACUCCAUUCUGCAGAUACCACCCCAAAAUGAGUUGACCUUCCAGACAAGAGCGCGCCGCAGAAGUCUACCUCCACUCUAUCAAGAUACAAAGAGCUUUCUAUAGCCUUCUGCAGGAGUUCAAGAGGUUUCCUUACUGAACCAUGAAGAUUAUCCUGCAAGAUUUCAAGGGUACGCACAUCUACUUCGAUGCCUUUAUUCUGCAAG
Messenger RNA from Leguminivora glycinivorella, 469 nucleotides. RefSeq names its product spodomicin-like. The record is from RefSeq and is a predicted model, not a curated record. The coding region runs from base 54 to 239 and encodes 61 amino acids. The transcript has a single exon. Lineage: Eukaryota; Metazoa; Arthropoda; Insecta; Lepidoptera; Tortricidae.